This is a messenger RNA of Sardina pilchardus (European sardine), 2219 nucleotides long. Its product is annotated as core histone macro-H2A.1. Lineage: Eukaryota; Metazoa; Chordata; Actinopteri; Clupeiformes; Clupeidae. Gene Ontology annotation, cellular component: nucleosome; chromatin. The coding region runs from base 219 to 1328 and encodes 369 amino acids. The transcript is spliced from 9 exons. The record is from RefSeq and is a predicted model, not a curated record. Gene Ontology annotation, biological process: heterochromatin formation. Gene Ontology annotation, molecular function: protein heterodimerization activity; structural constituent of chromatin; DNA binding.
UUAGAGGAGCAAAGAGCGCUGCGCAGUGCCAGAGCCUUCCCUACGUCGCCCGUCUGGUCUGCUCACUCCUGUCUCUCCACCAACAAUUUAGAGCGCUGUGGAUUGUGGGAAGUUGUUCUGCUUGGUCUUGGUGUGUGUACAGUAGACCAGGCAGCCGAGCCCGGAGACAGGAGACAUACUGCCCAGCUCUGUCCUAUCUUGAGACUCGUGGGGGCACCAUGUCGAGUCGGGGGGGUAAGAAGAAGACGACGAAGACGUCGCGGUCCACCAAGGCAGGGGUCAUCUUCCCUGUGGGGCGCAUGCUACGCUACAUCAAGAGGAGUCUCCCAAAGUACCGCAUCGGAGUCGGAGCGCCCGUCUACCUGGCCGCAGUGCUGGAGUACCUCACAGCUGAGAUUCUUGAGCUAGCAGGAAAUGCUGCGCGGGACAACAAAAAGGGGCGUGUCACUCCACGCCACAUCCUGCUGGCCAUCGCCAACGAUGAGGAACUCAAUCAGCUUCUGAAAGGCGUUACCAUAGCAGCGGGCGGUGUCUUGCCCAACAUCCACCCAGAGCUGCUGGCCAAGAAGCGGGGGUCAAAGGGCAAGCUAGAGGCCGUCGUCACCCCACCGCCCACUAAGAAGUCCAAGAUGUCCGCCAAGAAAGCAGCUGCCAAGAGGAUGGCUGGGAAGAAGGGGACGCUCAGAUCCAAGAGGCAGAGGCAGGCUGCAGUGAGCAAGGCAGCCAGUGCAGACAGCACCACAGAGGGAUCAACGACCGGCAGCUUCACCGUCCUCUCCACGAAGAGUCUCUUCCUGGGACAGAAGUUACAAGUUGUUCAGGCUGACAUUGCCGCCAUCGACAGUGAGGCCGUAAUCCACCCCACCAAUGCCAGCCUCUACACAGGCGGGGAAGUAGGAAACGCUCUGGAGCAGAAGGGUGGUAAGGAGCUGUCGGAGGCGUGUGCUGAGCUCCGCAAGAAGAACGGCCCCCUGGAUGUGGCCGGAGCGGUGAUGACGGGGGGCUUCGGGCUGCCUGCUAAGUUUGUGAUCCACUGCAACAGUCCCUCCUGGGGCUCCGACCGCUGCGAGGAGCUGCUGGACAAGACGGUCAAGAACUGCCUGGCGCUCGCCGACGAAAAGAAGCUCAAGUCCAUCGCCUUCCCCUCCAUCGGCAGCGGCAGGAACGGCUUCCCCAAACAGACAGCGGCACAGCUCAUCCUGAAAGCCAUCUCCAGCUACUUUGUGUCCACCAUGUCCUCCUCCAUCAAGACGGUGUACUUUGUGCUGUUCGACAGCGAGAGCAUAGGCACCUACGUGCAGGAGAUGGCCAAGCUGGAGGGGAACUGAGGCCCUUUUGUAUGUUUUUUUUGUUUAUUUGUUUGCAAUUUUAUGAAUUAUAUAAAUACUGUAAUGAUUUAAAGGACAAAUAUAAAAAAUAGUUUAUUGAAGUUUUGCUAAACAGAAUUUAUUGAGAAGCAGCCAUUGGUAGAAGGUCUGUUUUUUUUGUUUGUUUGUUUUUCCUCCAAACAUUUCUCAUUGCUGUUGGUCCUGGCGAAUGCUAGCACUGCUGGUCCUAGCAUAUGGUGUACUAGCGCUGCUGGUCCUAGCAUAUGAUACGCUAGCACUGUUGGGCCAGGCAUGUGGUAACUAGCACUGUUGGUCCUAGCGUAUGGUACACUAGCACUGCUGGUCCUAGCGUAUGGUGUACUAGCGCUGCUGGUCCUAGCCUAUGAUACGCUAGCACUGUUGGGCCAGGCAUGUGGUGUACUAGCACUGUUGGGCCUAGCGUAUGGUGUACUAGCACUGCUGGUCCUAGCGUAUGGUGUACUAGCACUGUUGGUCCUAGCGUAUGGUGUACUAGCACUGUUGGUCCUAGCGCAUGGUGUACUAGCACUGCUGGUCCUAGCGCAUGGUGUACUAGCACUGUUGGUCCUAGCGCAUGACACGCUAGCACUGUUGGGCCAGGCAUGUGGUGUACUAGCGCUCUCUGUCAAAGAACUGACCAGUGCCCUGGCUGUGGAAAUGUCCAACUGAAUGUGGUGAAGGGUUGGUGCAAUGUUGUGAUGUACAUUGAAGAACUGGCACCAUUCUUUGUGUUUGCGGUCUCAGAAGCAGUCAUUGUGUCUUACUUUGUAAAAUUGUUGCCAUAAACUGUAUAAUUAACACUAUUCAUUCUUUAUGAGGAGGAAGAGAGGGAGACUAUCUCAGACGGUUAGUAAAGUGCUUGGUUGUGACAAA